Pisolithus orientalis is the source of this 1431-nucleotide messenger RNA. RefSeq lists its product as uncharacterized. The transcript is spliced from 7 exons. Lineage: Eukaryota; Fungi; Basidiomycota; Agaricomycetes; Boletales; Pisolithaceae. The record is from RefSeq and is a predicted model, not a curated record. Gene Ontology annotation, biological process: Golgi localization; retrograde vesicle-mediated transport, Golgi to endoplasmic reticulum; endoplasmic reticulum to Golgi vesicle-mediated transport. The coding region runs from base 1 to 1431 and encodes 476 amino acids. Gene Ontology annotation, cellular component: cytosol; COPI vesicle coat.
AUGACAAGGACCCGUAUCGAAUCUCUUCUUGCAUCCUUCCCAAAACUCAUCCCUACCAACUCCCAGCACACCUCCGUCGAAACCUCCGAGGUCCGCUACGUCUACCAACCCCUCGAAGAUCUCUACAUUCUCCUCAUCACGAACAAAGCGAGCCCGGACGAGCGCGAGAUUCAUCGCGUCGCAUUCGAGCUUUUGAGUGCUUUCGAUGAGAUCGUCAGUUUGGGAUAUCGGGAACAGGUUUCUCUCACCCAGGUCAGGAGUAUCCUGGAGAUGGAAUCCCAUGAAGAGAAAAUCCAGGAAAUCAUCGCUCGCAACAAAGAGGCAGAAGCAAAAGAAGAACUCAAGCGUCGCGCUCGCCAACUCGAAAUGCAACGUCGUGAGCAACAAAAACGUGCCGCUGCUCUCGGGGGUAUGGGUGGUGGUAUUGGCGGCGGUAUAUCCGGGUAUUCCCCCGUUCCACGUUUCGAGGCAGCCUCCGAAGCGUCACCCAUACGUACAGCUUCCCCAGCCCCGUCAGCUUCGCGGCAGCCAGCGUUCAAGAGCAGCGGUAUGAAACUCGGAAGUAGGAAGACUCGCCAAGCAGAAUUGCUCGAUGCACUGGGUGGCGAGGUUCUUUCUGCAGAAGAGAUCUCGGCACCGUCGACCCCGGGCAUCGCGGAAUCUCCCGUACCAGCAACGGCAUCCGUUGUCAAGAACAGUCUCCCCAUCGUCACACCUGAAAGUAUACACAUCUCCAUCAAAGAAACCGUCACGAUCGCCUUGUUGCGUGAAGGCGGCGUCAAAUCACUCAAACUCCUCGGCGAAAUGGGUUUACUCGAUUCGGCGCGGAUCUUCAACUCAAGCAGCAUCCCUAACGUCGCGAAGUUCACACCGGGUGGGGAGAAAGUGAUUGCGCUCAAGGACCCUUCGAGAGCUUUCCAGGUUGGACAGGCGCUUGGAGUCCUCAAGUGGAGGUAUACGGGGGACGAUGAGAGUUAUGUCCCUUUGUCAAUCAAUUGCUGGCCGUCUCUCUCGACCGAAGGGACAUGCGACGUCAAUAUUGAGUACGAACUCGAGAAUGAACACCUGAUACUCUACGAUGUCGUCAUCUCCAUUCCGCUCCCCACCGGAUCCUACCCCACCGUGUCAACACAUCCUCCGUCCUCAGCAUGGUCACUCAACCCUAAUAACCACACCCUCGAGUGGAGCAUUCCCCGUAUCAGUAAUGAUAAUGACGAUGCGACCGAGUCCACCCGUUCCGGUACACUCGAGUUCUCCGUCGGUGGAGACGACCUCGGGGUCUUUUUCCCUGUCCAAGUCAACUUCGUCGCCCAGGGAAGCGUUGCGAAUGUGGACGUAGCGCGCGUGGAACGCGUUGGCGAAGGUGCAGGAGGGGAAGUUGGGUUCUCGUGCGAAAGGGUUAUUAGUACGGAUUCAUAUCAGGUCGUGUGA